UGGGCUUCCUUCUUGUCAUUACUGUUUUUCCGAUUCACAAGCCCACGAACACCGCUGGGCUCAGUGUAUCCAUCUCUUCUUGUUCUUGGAACUAAUCUUCCAUUAUUUAAAGCUGCUCGCACCAUGGACGCUACCCUUUAUCCGAUCUUAUUUGGGGAGCUCGGGGACCUUAAUUGUAGUUUGAUAGAUGCUCUCCAAGACACUUUUUUGGAAAACGCUCCAUUGUCAUUGCUGAGCGCUGAUGGUUUAUAUUGCAAUCCUACCACCGAUGAGAUUGGAACCUGCUGGCCGCGGAGCAGCACCGGGAGGAUUGUAGAGAGACCCUGCCCUGAGUACAUCAACGGAGUGAAGUACAACACAACCAGGAGUGCUUACAGGGAAUGCAUGGAUAAUGGGACAUGGGCAUUGAAAAGCAAUUACUCCAAUUGUGAACCCAUUUUGGAGGAGAAGAGAAAGUAUCCAAUGCAUUAUAAAAUAGCCCUGAUCAUCAACUACCUAGGUCACUGUAUCUCUGUGGGAGCUCUGGUCGUGGCCUUCAUUCUUUUCUUGUGCUUAAGGAGCAUACGAUGUCUUCGAAACAUCAUCCACUGGAACUUGAUCACCACGUUCAUACUGAGAAAUGUGAUGUGGUUUUUGCUUCAGUUGAUUGACCACAAUAUUCAUGAGAGCAAUGAGCCUUGGUGUCGAUUAAUUACAACAAUAUACAACUACUUUGUGGUGACAAACUUCUUCUGGAUGUUUGUUGAAGGAUGUUACCUACACACAGCCAUCGUAAUGACUUAUUCAACAGAUAAGCUCAGAAAGUGGGUCUUCCUUUUCAUCGGCUGGUGUAUUCCAUUCCCUAUAAUAGUAGCUUGGGCUAUAGGAAAGUUGUAUUAUGAAAAUGAACAAUGUUGGUUUGGUAAAGAGCCUGGAAAAUAUAUGGACUAUAUUUACCAGGGACCAGUUAUUCUUGUGCUACUGAUAAACUUUGUUUUCCUCUUCAACAUAGUACGAAUACUUAUGACCAAACUAAGAGCUUCAACCACGUCUGAAACAAUACAGUACAGAAAAGCUGUGAAAGCAACACUGGUCUUGUUACCUCUGCUAGGCAUCACCUACAUGCUCUUCUUUGUGAAUCCGGGGGAGGAUGACAUCUCACAAAUUGUUUUCAUCUAUUUCAACUCCUUUUUACAGUCUUUUCAGGGGUUCUUUGUGUCAGUCUUUUACUGCUUUCUAAAUGGAGAGGUACGUUCUGCAGUAAGGAAAAGGUGGCACCGCUGGCAGGACAACCACGCCCUACGACUGCGAGUGGCUCGAGCCAUGUCCAUCCCCACGUCUCCAACCAGGAUAAGCUUCCACAGCAUCAAACAGACCACAGCUGUGUGACAAGAACAUACUCUCCACAACAACAUCUAAGGGAACAGACGUAAUCUGUUUGUCUAGUACAGACACUGAAGUGACUCGCAGAACGGACUGAUUCCUCCAACAAGGCCGUGAUGUGUCCAGUGUGAAUAAAGAGCCAGGCAAUGUCUCGUGUCUGGUGAAAACUAUUUAUUGCGUCUAAAAGAAAACUUUGACCAUAAACGAAGUCAAAUGGGCAAAUAAUUCUUGGAAAAUGAAUGUCCCGUGACAUAUUGUAACAUGUGUCAGAGUGUUUGAUGUUUUCUGGUGUGUAUUUAACAGCCUUAAAUGGCAUUAUCAGCAAACUGUCACAUCAUACUCAGUCUUUUCAUCUUACUGCUUAGUGGUUGUUAGUGGAACAAGAUAAUCCUACAGGAUUUGCAGCAGGAUACUUCAGAAGCUCACGCACAUGUAGACAUCUGUUCCAUUGUUACUUAGUGAGAGACGUUGACCGAGCUGCACUUAAAAUGCUGUCAGAUUUAUAUUUAGUGCAAUUAAAGGAUGAAAGAAAGAAAGGAUAAUUAUACAUAUAAAAACUAUAUGGUUUAAAAGACAUAAGAUU
Molecule: messenger RNA, 1945 nt
Organism: Etheostoma cragini (Arkansas darter)
Lineage: Eukaryota; Metazoa; Chordata; Actinopteri; Perciformes; Percidae
Gene: crhr2
Product: corticotropin-releasing factor receptor 2
Exons: 12
Coding region: 124-1368 (414 amino acids)
Biological process (GO): long-term synaptic potentiation; cell surface receptor signaling pathway; adenylate cyclase-modulating G protein-coupled receptor signaling pathway
Cellular component (GO): axon terminus; dendrite; plasma membrane
Molecular function (GO): corticotropin-releasing hormone receptor activity; peptide hormone binding; G protein-coupled peptide receptor activity
Source: RefSeq, a predicted model, not a curated record